UAUAGACAAUUUAGAUUGUGUACUUGCAACACUUACAAUUUAGUUUUAUAGCAAGUAAAUGUAAAAUAUUUUAAAAAUGAAUUUAACGAAUGAAGUGGAAGAGUGUUGUGUCCACAUAGAGAGCCACAAAAUAUCAGAUAGGAAGAAAUAUUGCGACAGGUUAAGUAGUUUGUUAGAAAAUGAGGAAGUUAUAGCCUUUCUCAAUGAAGGUUCUACUGUCUCUUGGAAGCAAGUGAUAUCUUCUGUACAAGACUGUUUAAGAAGAGAUGCCGACAAAAUUGUGGAAGACCUGAAAAAGAAAGGUAGUUCGAAUGCUAAAUAUCCCAGUGCUGAGUUAUUUAUUCAAGUUAUUAAGACUGCUGUUAGGGGAGCACCUGAUGAUAUAAACAUUUCUAAACUAGUAGGAUAUAUAAUAGGGUGCAUGAAGGACUCUCGGAUGAAAAAAUGUUAUGAUGCGAUGCUUUUAUUGGUGCUAAAGGAUUAUAUUUUACUUAAUGCAAAUUGUAGGGGUAGGAUAGCAAGUGCAGAUUGGGCUGAACUGUUUAGAUUUUUAAAAAAAUUAUGUGAAGAAAGAACUCUUGAGACGUUAGUACUUAAAUGUUUGAUGUUAGUGGUGAAAUGGGGACCUGCUUCAGGCCUGCCACCGUGUUUAUUAAGGGAACAGUUUGAAUUUUUUACUAAACUCUGCCUAGGGAUAUCUAAAAAUUCACCUUCUAAUCAACAGGAAGAUGUCUUGGAUAUUUCUUUCGACUUCUGUAGAAACACUGCUAAAGACAAUCGAGUGUCUUGUUGCAAGUUUGGAGAAGACAUAAUUUCAAACUUUGUGGACCUUUAUGAACUCAACGGACGAGAAGCAAGGAUUAAGGAGCAACUUGUGAAGUUUUUUCUUCUACAAGUAUCAAUUCAUCAACCCAAUGGGGUAGUUGAGGGACACCCUUGUGCCUAUGCUUUCAGUUGGUCGAUUUGGAGAAAGUGUUUGAAACUAAUAUAUUGCUUACUUAAUAAAGAAAUCACCUUUUAUUUCAAGUACCAUCAGAAAAACUGCUCAUUUUUCAUCACAAAAGGCAAUUCUACCAUAUUACUGGAAGAUUUCGCCUUGUUAUUUGUUGAAGUUAGUCGUCAGAUGUUCGCAAAUCCAGAUUUGGAUGUAUCUAUGUCUGUAGAUAGCAUUAUAUCAGAGGGCUCUCAAAAACGACAAAGAGUUGAAGUGACUCUACAGAAGUAUGUAAACGACAUACAAAGCACAAAAAGUUGGUUCUGGAUAUAUAUAGUUCAGUGCAUAAUAAGGGCAUAUCCAGAGUUACUUUAUUGGGAGGACUAUUUAAAUUUAUUGCAGACCCUUUCAAGCAUACAAAUAGAGUCGAAUGAUCACAACGUUAUUGUUAACACAUAUUCUUGCCUGUCUGUGAUGUUGGAUAUUGCGGAUAAAGUAGCCAUUGAGGAUUGUAAAUCUGAGGUGGAGAAGUUAUGGAAGGUUAUUGGAGAAAGUACGUUAAGGGCAUUUGGCCUCAAUCAGCACAAAGAAUUAACCGAAACCCUUCUCAGACAGCUCAUCCCCAGAAAGAUAGUAGACCUGGAUACUAUCCUUCAAACUUACACAUCAGGCAUCUUGAACACUUCUGUGGAGAGCAUAAAAACUUUGGAAACUGUAUUAAAGCAAUUACAUUUUGCAAAAUUAGACAAUUCCGAAAAAGAAAAGUUAAUGAACUCCAUAUUAAAUUCACAAAGCUUAAAAGAUUAUGACUACCUUUCCCACUUGACAACUGCUAGGUUCCUUGUCAACUUAACCUUAAGGCAGUGGCCUAAUGUUGACUCUGACAAACAUAUAGAAGAAAAAUAUUCAGAGAAAUAUGGCGAUAUUAAAGACAUUUAUUUCAAAAGCAUUCUUGAAAGGAAUAUUUGUAUGCCAAAUAAAAAUGACAAAAAACACGUGAAGGACAUGACAUUCCACAUGGAUUUAAAGACUUUUGAGAUUUUCACGAACAUCGUGCGAAAUUUUGUAGACGCAAUCAACUCACAAUCCAUAGAAUUGUUGUUAAACGUAAUAGUUUUGUUAAUAAACGUAACGAAUUUCAUGCUGAAAUACAGAAUUUUGGAAGAAUCAGUUAUAAACAGUUCUUUAAUGAUGAAGUUGGUAGAGAGAAUUUUAAAUUACGGCGCUUUGAAGAAAUUCCAGUUUUACCAAAGCAAAAGUGAUAGAGAGAAGAAAAGACUGCUCGAGUGUGUCACAAUAUUAGAUAAAAUAUUUUCCUAUAAUAAUAAUUGUGUUUUAUCGUCAAGAACUAAGGAAAUCGUUCCUUUUGAUCUUUUGAAGACGUUGGUUGGAGUUCUGAAUGAUCUACAAGAUGAACAAGAAGGAACAUCCGAACUAAAAUUUGAGCUGAAAAAAGCGCUCACUAAGGCCUUAUCUAGUUUUAGUUGUGUAUCGAGUACAAAUUUAAACCAAAAUCAGAAUAAUAUAUUGGAAGUUUUGGCCAUGCCGAAUUACAAUUGCAAUAUAGAGGGAGAUUACAAAUUGCUGCUUACAUUCUUGGAAGGACUUAAGUACUCGAAAACUGGAAUCAUACCAGACAAGGUACUUGGCAAUAUCUUAAAAUCCGUUGAAGAAAUGUGUAUUGCCAGGUAUCACUCUAGUGAUAGCGCUGUUGAAAUUCUUAAUACACUUAAUGUGCUUUAUCCACAUUUCGCCGCAGGAAGCGACGAUAGCGAUAAAGUUGCCUUGGUGGCUUUGUUGAAACCUUUCUAUGAAAAACGUGAAGAAUAUGGACCGGACGUGAGUUUAGCUUUGCUGAAUUGUAUAGGGCAACUAAUUGAGGUGGACUCGGAAAAUAAAUUUUCGCGUUGGUCUGGCGUAAAUGUCGUGUACCAUGUACCUGAUUUUCUCUGUAGCGAUUACCAGGAAAUUAGGUUUAAAGCUAUAGAAACGUUGGUUAUAUUCUUCCGAGUAAUGUCGAAGAGUAAUCAGUUAAGAGACUUCCACCGGCAAGAAGAAAUCUUUUCCAAAAUGUAUGAAAAGAGUCUCGAGGUAUUUGAGGUUAGUGGAGAAAUAACACAAGAAAGAAGAACGGACGAAAUUAUCUCACGAACGGCUAGCGUGUUACAUUCAUUUUCUAGUUUAGUUCUGUGCACCAACUGUUGGAUCGAAGAGUCCCUUUACGUUUUAGUAAAGCUUACGUAUAUAAAGAAUUUAGGUUCGGUUAACAAAAUCUUGGAUGUAAUAAACAAAUAUUUAUAUGGCGAAGCGGAAACAAAUUGUAUGGAAAAGUAUUUGGACUACUUGCUCGAAAAGUGGUUGACCGAACGACGCGUUAUCGAUAAUUUUCCUUUUAAACUUUUGAACUGUGAAACAAAAUUAGAAUUCUAUUCUAAGUAUUUUAACACAUGCAUACCGUUACUCAUUGUAACCGAUAGGAAAGAUUUAAUUACCACUGCCAAAGAGAUGGGAUUUAGUGAAAAAGAAAUCGUGCAGAAAUCUUGUGCAAAAAUUUUUGGACGUGCCUUGUGCGACGAUAUAGAAAAUAUGGACACGAUAAUGUCGACAAAUAAAAUUCUCAUGUAUUACAGCCAAGUAGUUGGAUUAGAUGGCUUUAAAAAAAUCCUGAUCGAUAACUUAGACCAAUCGUUGCUUUGCAUUUUACGAUUCCUGACCGACGAACAAUACAUCUUGGAAAAUUUUGGGGAAACCGUUAUAUUCUCUCAAAAAAAUAUGUCAUUGCGUCAGUUAGAAAUUUGCUUAAAAUUUAUUGAGUCGUUUUUAUGUGAUGGUACAAGCAUCGUGACGUUUUUACUGGAAAACGAUCUCAGUAAAUUCGAAAAAGUUCUACUGGUUCUAAAAACGGAUCUGUAUAGUGCCUGCACAACAGAAAACAAGCUGAAAUCAUUCCAUCGAUAUACGGCUUGGAUAAACAUCGUAGUAAACAGUUUAGAAGUUGAAACAAACUGUCAAUAUUUUUUUAUCAGAGACACAAUCUACACUCUGAUAAAUUUAAUCGAAAAUCACAAGGAAACUGUGAGCUUUAUCACAGCCGUUAGCAACUUCACGGCUUCAUUCCUAAAGAACAUUUUACCCAAAUUCAGCGAAACUUUCGAGCAAUUUUUAAUUUUCACUGUAAAUUCCUUGAAAAAUUAUGCCGUCACGUUAAACGUGGUGUCUGACAAAUGCGUAGAAAUUCUCCAUUUUCUAAUUGUCCAGAAUGCCUGUCACUUGAUGAAAGCAAUCGAAAAAUUGGACAAAUUUCCACAAGACCCUAAAUUCGACAGUGUUCGAAACGUUCACACAAAAAUCAAGUACGAGAAUGCGGAAGCGUCCCUAGAGGACGAGAUUAACUUCUUUCUGCAGCAUGAAGAUGAUUCCACUAGACAAGACAGUUUGGUUCACUUAAGGAGUCUCUUGUCCAAGGAAAAGGAACAGUUGAAAGCCUUGUACGAGAAGCUCGACAAUAUCAGAGGCUUCUCUGAGGACUGCGAGAAGAGCUCUUUGCACAAACUUGUCUGCAUGUUGGCUAAAAUGAGUUGUUCUACAAACGAAGCUAUGAGAUUCGAGGCAAUAAAAUGUCUGGGAGAGUUGGGGCCUUCUAAUUUAACUACUCUCGUAUUACAACCUGAGAAAGAGGUCUUGGACAUAAAAUGUUCCCCGUUCGAACUCCUCACUGGCCAUAUUAUAUCCUUAUUGACCGAAUACAUAGUCGAUGCUGAUAUUAAUGUAGCAAAGACUGCUAGCGAAGCUUUUUAUCUCGUUUUGGACUCGAAGGAAGGCAGAAAAAUCGCAGGUUCAGAAGUAAACUUUGGAUAUGGCAAUAUUGAUAGAAAGAACUUUGCUCCGUACCUCCCAAAGAGUAAAUCUUCCCCCACUUCAAACACGGCAGUGCAUACAAAUUUAUUUGUGAACAAAAUUAAUGAAGACAAAUUAUGGUGCGGAGAUGGCGUUAUUUGCCAUAGAAAAUGGAUUAUCUCUUUGGUGACGUCACUGUUAGAAACCUUCACGAACAAAUCGUAUUUACCAGAAUUGAUCCCGUUGUGCAAAGUUGUGCCUGCAUUGUGUGAAAAACUCUUGCCUCUUCUAGUGAACUUACUUUUGUAUUCAACCGAUAAGAACAUACAUGAAAUUUUGUCCCUGAAAAUAAACUGCUUCUUUUCAAGACAUUGGAGCCUUACAGUGCCAAAAUAUACCGCGCAGAAUUCCAUUACCAUCAACAAAAAAUCGGUAAAAUGCAUGUUGGACGUAGUCGGGUUUGUAAGACUUCAAAGAAGUUACGCUGCCAAAUCUAAAAUGAGGCAAUCUGGGAGUUUGGAAUUGAACUACUUAAAAGUUGCGAAAGCUGCAGAAUUUUGUGCCGCUCAUUUCUCUGCACUUCUCUAUUCGGAAUUGUGGUGUCAAGCUAAGAUACAGGAACUUGAAAAUUGCCAAAAAACAGCCGAUUAUUUGAUCGGUUCGACAAUGCUGGACUUCAUUUACGAAAAUGAAGAGGAAUGUGUGGGGGAGGCGUUACAGAACAUCCUGAGAAACGCGUAUAAAGCUAUAGGUGACUUGGACGCUCUGCCUGGUUGUGGCGUACAAUUCCUUUUGAAACCCCAGUUCCGAGUAGAACAUUACAAGGAACUGGGCAAUUGGGACCAAGUGAACCAGUUUUACGAGACCCAGAUUUCACAUGGUGUGAAAUCCGCUAGGAAAGACCUCAUAGAAAGCUUAAAGAAAUGCAGUUUGUACCAAUUACCGCUUCUCUGUUCCAAACAAACGGACGAAUCCCAAUACGAAUGCUUGUGGAGGUUAGGUCAAUGGAGCACGAUCGAUAAGAGUUUCGAUUUCACAGAAAACUCGUUUGUGCCAGAGGACUUUGAAAAAUAUAGGUUUUACUCGUUGAAAGCUCUGCAUGAGAAAAACGAGUACGCUUACGCGGAAGCUAAAAAAUCCCAGGCUUUGUGUGUUAUAGAACAUCUCCGUCACAUAAGUCUGGAGAGCAGUCAAAACAUCUACCCGAUUCUCACCCAGCUUCAAGCGCUUAACGAAUUGGAAGAUUUUGAGUGUGCCGUUAAAUCUAACGAGUUUAUUUCACUUUUGAAUAAGUGGGACUUGCAAGACGAUCUCGUUAAGACCAACGAUUUUCAUUAUGUCGAACCCAUAAUAGCGCAGAGAACUGUUAUGUUGAUGGACUACUUGAAAAACCACCAGGACGAUACUUUGAAAACUUAUCUGGUUAAAAUGCUGCUAAAUUUUGCUGAUUUAGCGAAACGAGAGAAACAGUUUAAUAUUGCUUCAACGAGUUUGAGCCACUUACAGUUCAUGUCCGACUUGAGCGACGACUUACAGAUGCAGAUUCAAUUGAUGGACGCUCAGAUAUCCUGGUCGCUCAACAAUAAACUAAUAGCGCAUCACAUUCUAAAUAAACUUUGCAAGAAUGAAAGUAUAAGUAACAGACUGCAAUCUGCGGCUUUAAAGUUGUAUGGCGAGUACAUGAGCGAAACGUUCUCGGAAAGCAGAAUAACUAUAAUCACCGAUUAUUUUCUCAAAUCCACGAAAUUAAUGAAUAACGUCGAGAAAAAUCAAGAAGAUUGCAUAAAUAUCUUGGACACGUAUGAUAAAUUAGCCGAGUUUGCCGAUAAGGGAUACCAACAGGUUAUGACAUACAUGAAGUCUGAUCUCUUCCAAAGGAAAGUGAUCAACAUGGAAAAAUCAAAAGAAACCGCUUCGAAAAUUCAAAAACAAAGUAGGAAAACCAAAGAUGAGUUUAUAGCUGCAAACAUCCACGUUAAGCAGAGCAACAUCGACGCGAUCGAGAUUGAAAAUGCAAAACAAGAACGAAAUCAGUUCUUAAAAAUAGCCUUGAGAUAUUACUUCCUGAAUUUGAAACAUACCGACAAGAACAACAUUAAAAUAUUUCGGAUAAUGUCUCUGCUGUUUGAAAAUAAAAACAACCAACUUGUAUCCGAUACCCAGAUAGAUAUAUUGCCUAGUUACAAAUACAUCACGAUGCUGCCGCAGUUAAUACCACACAUCACGGAAAACGAUACUGAUUUGUACGGUAGGAAAGUCAACGAAAUCGUAGAGAAAUGUGCCGUAGAACAUCCACAUCACACGCUGCCUCUCCUUCUGUCUUUGGCUAAUGCGCACAAGGAUCGGGAGUUCAGCGAUUCCAAAACGAAAACUUCUUCGAAUGACGCCAGGGUAUCCACAGCAAACAAGAUGAUUAAAAAAUUAAAGAUCACAGAUGUGCUUCGUAGGCACAUUAAUAAGUUGGAACAGUUGUCCCAAGCUCUGAUAGAAUUGGCUUAUUAUCACGACAGCAACGCGGACGACAAACAGAAAGUGUUCAAGAUUCCGAGGAACCAGAAGAUCAUGAGGAUUCAGAACUUCGAUGACAUUUUGUUGCCGACACAUAAUUUGCCCGUCAGUAAGACUUGCAACUAUUCGAGUGUAGUUGGUAUAACAUCUUUCGGUAGUGAAUACCACCCCGUCGGAGGAGUAAACUGCCCUAAAAGGAUAACUUGUCGCGGUACGGAUGGAGAAAUAAGAUCGCAGCUUUUGAAGGGGCACGACGACCUCCGUCAGGACGCGGUUAUGCAGCAGGUGUUCACUAUAAUGAAUAAUUUGCUGGCUACUAACAAACAGACCAGGAAUCUUCUUAUAAGGACUUACAAGAUCGUGCCGCUGUCGAUGAGAAGUGGAAUAUUGCAAUGGGUAGACAAUAGUAUGCUUAUCGGGGAUUAUCUAAUCGGUAAAGAUAAGGAAAUUGGUGCCCAUCAGAUAUACCGACCUAACGACAAACCACCAUUGACUUGUAAGUCAAUGAUAAGGAGAUGUGCCGACAAAAGUCCCGAAGAGAGACUUGCUACAUUCAAAACCAUUUGUAAAAUCUUUAAGCCCGUAUUCCACAAAUUCUUCGAGACCUCCUUUCCCCAUCCGACUAUCUGGUAUGAGCGACGUAGGGCAUACAUUCACAGCGUCGCCACUACCAGUAUGUGCGGGUAUAUUUUGGGCAUCGGAGACCGUCACGUUAGCAACAUUCUUAUAGACAAAACCACUGCUGAAGUGAUACACAUAGAUUUCGGUAUCGCUUUUGAACAGGGAAGAGUGUUGCCCACGCCAGAAACCGUGCCGUUCAGGCUAACGAGAGAUAUCAUUGAUGGAAUGGGGGUGUCCGGAGUAGAGGGUAUUUUUAGAAGGUCAUGUGAAAAAACGAUGGAGGUGCUCCGACAAAACUCUCAAACUAUCAUCACAAUACUGGAGGUUCUGCUUUACGAUCCUCUGUAUGUAUGGACUGUCACCUCGGCAGAGGCCAACAAACGUCAAACUGACGAUGAAAACGAUAUAAGGAAUUUGUCGUCUGAAAUUGAGGAAGAAAACACUACUGUGAACAUUACAGCCGAGCGAGCUCUUCUGCGACUCAAAGAAAAGCUGCAGGGCAACGAACUGGGUCAUUCGACGAGUAUCGAACACCAAGUCGCCACUUUAAUUCAGCAGGCCGUUGAUCCAGCUAAUUUAUGCAGGUUGUUCCAUGGCUGGCAGGCAUAUUUGUAAUUAGUUUGUUGUAAAUGUAGCUUUUGUUGAGUUAUGUAUUUGUUACCAAAUUUUUACAAUUUAUCUUGUUUAGUGUUUUUUUGUGUAAGCUCGUUUCGUUUUAUACUGAUAGUUAAGUCAA
Molecule: messenger RNA, 8636 nt
Organism: Anoplophora glabripennis (Asian longhorned beetle)
Lineage: Eukaryota; Metazoa; Arthropoda; Insecta; Coleoptera; Cerambycidae
Gene: tefu
Product: serine-protein kinase ATM
Exons: 30
Coding region: 77-8515 (2812 amino acids)
Biological process (GO): DNA repair
Molecular function (GO): protein serine/threonine kinase activity; protein binding
Source: RefSeq, a predicted model, not a curated record